Molecule: messenger RNA, 714 nt
Organism: Drepanopeziza brunnea f. sp. 'multigermtubi' MB_m1
Lineage: Eukaryota; Fungi; Ascomycota; Leotiomycetes; Helotiales; Drepanopezizaceae
Molecular function (GO): peptidyl-tRNA hydrolase activity
Source: RefSeq, a predicted model, not a curated record
AUGUCGAUCCCACCAACUCCUCCAACGACCACACGCAAACAGCGCCGGCAGCAACAACAACUGAAGCUCGACUUCCAAGCGACUCUCACCCCCUCAGAUACAAACUCAGAUCAUGAUUCAGACUGCCUCACCAUUCGCCUCGCUCUCCAGUCUUCAAUGGCGCAACCAAUCCGCCUUCUCGUCUGCUCAAUAGGCAACCGAGGACCCUACAUCAACACCCUCCACUCCGCCGCCCACACCGUCCUGGACACCCUCGCGAGCUCGCUCGGCUAUCCCGGCUUUCAAAGGAGCGCCAAACACGGCAACGGGCUCAUCUCUGCCGGCGGAGAAUUCACCCUGUGGCAGUCGAGCUCGCUGAUGAACGUCUCGGGCGUGGGCGUUUCGCGUGCGUGGAAAUCCUUCGUGGCGGAAUCGAGGAAUCAGGAGACCAAGCUGGUCAUCGUACACGACGAGCUCGAGCUGGCGCUGGGACAGGUUAAAGUCAAGGCGGGCACUGCGAGUCCGAAGGGUCAUAACGGGCUGAAGAGCAUCAAUGAGUGCUUGAAGGGGGAGGCGUAUACGAGGAUCGGAGUGGGGAUUGGACGACCGCUGAGUAGGGACCGGGAGGAUGUGAGUGCGUUCGUCUUGAGGAAGAUGACGGGUGCGGAGAAGAGGAGUGUUGAGGGGACUGUGGGCGCUGUGGAGAUGGAGCUGAGGAGGUUGGUGCAGGGCUGA